AUGCCUCUUUUCAAGAAGAAAAACCAAAACCUGAUUCCUGCUGUAACACCACCAGCUUCUACCCCGAAUACUUCGUCCCCUCGACCUGCAUAUCAUCACACAUAUGUUCCCAGCCGAGACGGCGACCCUUAUAAUUCGCCAAUAAGCAGAUCAGCAUCAGCGUACUCUGCAAGCGAAGAGAGCGCUUCUUUGGCUGAUAAGUACAGCAGGAAUAGAGGAAUCGGAGACGUGUAUGCCCGCGGCGGAGCUGAGCUCGAAAGUGAUCGCAAUGAGCUCUUCUCUGGUUACAACCCGCAGAAGUCCGGUUCUGGUCGAUUCUUCGAUGGCCCUGACAUCGGAAGGGAUCCUACACCUGGCGAAGAGAAGGAUGAAGACAUUGAAGGCAUAAAGCAACAAACUCGUUUUGUCAAACAAGAGAGUGUCAACUCCACUAGAAAUGCACUACGCAUGGCCCGUGAGGCCGAAGAGACUGCCCGUCAUACUUUAACGAGAUUGGGUGAUCAGUCGGAGAAACUUGCGAACACUGAGCGUCAUCUCGACGUUGCUAAGGGCCACUCCCAACGUGCGGAUGACAAAACAGACGAACUUAAGCAACUGAAUCGUUCCAUUUUCCGGCCUGUCAUUACCUUCAACAAAGACGCGAAACGAGCAGCACAGGAUGCUAAAGUUCAAGCACGAUUUGAAGAAGAGCGUACGGAGAGAGAGAAAGCCAUGAUGGACAUUCGGGAGUCUCAUAACCGUCUUGGGAUGGCGACCACCUAUGGUCGUGGAGACGAUGAAGAGUUACUCGGAGGUCGCGGAGCCAAGAAUGCGUCGCAGCUAGCCAUGCAGAAGGAACAACGGAAACGAUAUCAAUUUGAGUCCAACGCCUCUGACGAUGAACUUGAGGAUGAGCUAGAUGACAACUUGGACGAAAUAUCUUCUAUGACUAAACGACUCAAAGCACUGGGAACGGCGAUGGGUCAAGAGCUUGAAAAUCAGAAUGCUAGGAUUGAAAGGAUAGAUGGUAAGACCGUCGGCCUCGACGGGAGGAUUCACAGAAACACAGAACGGCUCAAGAAAGUUUAGCUGGAGACAGUACAAGUCUUCACAGAGUCUUAAGAGUAGAACUCAGGUUACGGAUAGUAUACCCUUAUUUAUGUAAAAACACGGUCAUGUGAUGUGCCUACACGUUC
Messenger RNA from Laccaria bicolor S238N-H82, 1175 nucleotides. Its product is annotated as synaptosome-associated protein SNAP-25. Bases 1 to 1068 code for a protein of 355 amino acids. Gene Ontology annotation, cellular component: SNARE complex; plasma membrane. The transcript is spliced from 3 exons. Lineage: Eukaryota; Fungi; Basidiomycota; Agaricomycetes; Agaricales; Hydnangiaceae. Gene Ontology annotation, biological process: exocytosis; vesicle fusion. Gene Ontology annotation, molecular function: syntaxin binding; SNAP receptor activity. The record is from RefSeq and is a predicted model, not a curated record.